AUGAAUAACCAAGGAGUUACCUACGCAGAACUCAGUCAGGUUAAGGGUUCAAGAAGACAGCAAGUGAAAGCUAAGGGCACUAAAAGUGGCAUUUCGGGAACUGAGCAGGAAAUAACGUAUGCAGAAUUAACUCUUCAAGAUGCUUUUUGGGAUCUUCAAGGGAAUGGCAAGAACUACCAAUGGAAAGGGAAGCUCAUUGCUGGGAUCCUGGGAAUCAUCUGCCUUGUCUUGAUGUCCACUGUGGUCACAACAGCCGUUAUUCACUUUACUGCAGGACCAGUGCAGAACAAGGCAUCCAUGCAAAUAGCGACCCAGAAAGCUUAUCAUUGUGGUCAUUGUCCAAAAGAGUGGGUUACAUAUUCCAAAAAUUGCUACUACAUUAGCACUGAAAGAAAACCAUGGAAUGAGAGUCGGUUGUCUUGUGCUAAUAAGAACUCUACCCUGCUCUCCAUAGACGAUGAAGAGGAAAUGGCCAUCAGUUUCUUCAGAGAGUAA
Molecule: messenger RNA, 495 nt
Organism: Enhydra lutris kenyoni (northern sea otter)
Lineage: Eukaryota; Metazoa; Chordata; Mammalia; Carnivora; Mustelidae
Product: NKG2-A/NKG2-B type II integral membrane protein-like
Exons: 5
Coding region: 1-495 (164 amino acids)
Biological process (GO): positive regulation of natural killer cell mediated cytotoxicity; stimulatory C-type lectin receptor signaling pathway
Source: RefSeq, a predicted model, not a curated record